Molecule: messenger RNA, 1428 nt
Organism: Macroventuria anomochaeta
Lineage: Eukaryota; Fungi; Ascomycota; Dothideomycetes; Pleosporales; Didymellaceae
Product: Bud-site selection protein
Exons: 1
Coding region: 1-1428 (475 amino acids)
Biological process (GO): maturation of SSU-rRNA
Cellular component (GO): 90S preribosome; nucleus
Source: RefSeq, a predicted model, not a curated record
AUGGCCAAACGCAAGCGCUCCGAAGCCUCACCGGCACUCUCAGAUACCAUGCCCGCCGCCGACAGGCUCCUCAAACGCCAAAAGAAAGCAGUCCUCACCCGCCUCACCGCCGCGCAAAAGCCCCUUGUAGCAGCGCUCCGCCUCGGCGCCGGAUUCGAGCGCCAAAAGCACAGCCGCCGCAAGAAAACCGCGGUUCAAAAAAAAGAUACGAAAGCGCUCACGCGCCUCGACGAUGAGUAUAGAGUGCUGAAGGCGCUGGAUCUGGAGAAGGUAGCGGAGCAGCAUGUGCGCAGGACGAUUGGGAAAGUGAAGAGUCUCAAGGAUCAUGAGGCGCUGCCGGAGAAUGUUCGGGAGAUCGAGAAGGUGGAGAAUGAUGCGGCGAGGCUGAAUGUGUUGGCGAGGCUGUACAAGGUUGCUGCGGUGAAGAAGGAGGUUGAUGCGCUGAUUGACGACUUGAAGGAAAUCGUUGUUGGCGGGGAGAGCGCGGCGAAGGCUGAAAGUGCGGGGAAAGCACAGAGUGGGGAGAAAAAGGAGAAGAAGCGCAAGCUCGAGGAGGAGGAGGAGGAGGAGGAUGUGGACAUGCUGGACAUCAGCGAUAAGGAUGGCGUUGCGGCGGAGAUGUUCAAUGCACGGAUAGCAGCGCCUUCGUCGGGGGAGGAGAGCGAUGGCGAUUUGUCCGACGACAAGCGACCACCGAGCAUAGGCGACAGCGACAGCGACCAUGGUCCAGACGCCGACCUCGAGGCAGCGAGCGGCUCCGACGCAGAGCCAUUCGAGGGCUUCAGCGCCUCGAACUCGAACUCAGACGCUUCUAUAAACCGGUCAAUAGCGCCACCCUCCGACCUCUCAGACUCCGAAUCCGCCUCCGACUCCGACACGUCGGUUUCCGUAACCAUCGAGCGCAAGCCCAAAUCCUCUAAAGACCCUGCUAAACCCUCCACUUCAACUUUCCUCCCCGGCCUCAGCCACGCAGCAUACUUCUCCGGCGACGAAUCCGCAUCCUCUCUCGACGAAAAGCCGCGCAAGAACCGGCGCGGCCAACGUGCGCGCCAGAAAAUCGCGGAAGCAAAGUACGGCAAAGCAGCAAAGCACAUCGAAAAGAAUGAGCGUAAGCAGGGCUGGGACGCCAAGCGUGGAGCUGUUAGUAGCAAUGCGAAGCCGGGGAACAGGAAGGAUAGGAGGGCCGCGGAGAAGGGGAUGAAAGCGAAGGGUGGCAGAGGCCCGGUGAUUAGUGGAGAGAAUGCUGCGCCGUUGGGGAAGAGGAGGGGUGAGGGAGAGAAGAUAGCGGAGAAGAAGGGGCCGAAGAAAGAUGACACGGGGCCUCUGCAUCCUUCAUGGGCGGCGGCCAAGGCCGCGAAGGAGAGCAAGAAGUUGAAGAUCGAUCUCGGGGGCGCAAAGAGCGCAGGCAAGAAGAUCACAUUCGACUAA